UAGAGGCCAGAGUGAGGGGAGAAAGUGAACCUCCCACUGAAAUGUAUGUCACACACCCACCUUCCCCUCUUUCUGCUUCGGGGAGGCUCCACCCCCACCACUGAUCACCCUAUGGCAUGCAGGCUCUGGCUCAGGGUGUAGUCUGAGGCUGUCUCCUCAGCUGGUGCUGUCACCGAGCCUACACACAGCUGGUGGUCUCAUAGCAAUAGCCCCAGGAGCACAGAGGUGUCCCAAGAAGCAGGGUUGGGAAUCUCUGGUGCAUGUCACCACCGCCUGGUCCCAGUGCCUUUCCUUGUCCCCUGCUAGCUCUGUGCAGACCGUCAGAGUGUACUCGAUGCUGCCUACUCCUUUGGGACAUCCUACGAACAGUCUUGCACUGUACAGGUGUCCAACCUGCUGCGACGAGUCCCCGAGCCCAUCUUUUGGGAGAUGUUCCUGCAGUUCUCCAAUGACAAGGGGAACUGGCUGUGGCCAGUCCCUGUAGCGAAUCCCCAGCUGCAGCUGAAUAGCCUGGCCUCCCUGAGGUCUGAGAGGCUAAGAAGAUUCUUUCUAGUCGAUGGGCUCUCAGGCAGGCAAGGGAACCUGUCCAAUCAACCAGCAUCUGUCACGUUGGCAGCAGGGCUGCUCCUAAGUGUUGGCUUGCCAACCAGUAGCCCAGGAGACCAGUCUGCUUUCCUGUUGACAGUGAAGUAUGCAAAGCAAGAUAGCACUGCAACAACGCAGGUAUCGUUUGCAGUGUCAUACACACGUUGCUCUGGAAUGUCUCCACGAGACACAGAUAUAGCGCUUGCCAUCCUGGGCUCUUUGGCAGCCUUGUACGCCUUGCUGAAGACCAGCAGCUGGGUGCGGAGGUCUAGACUUCAGAAUAUAAGCUUUAUAAUUUUAGUCAAGUUCUUUGCCUUCUUUGCCGGGGCCCUGGCUAACGCCUUCUUCAUGGUUACCCUUGGGAUGGGGAUUUAUUGGCUCAUUGUUUUCAAGGGUCAGCAGUCUUCAGCGGUUGAGGUUAUGGUGUCCCCGACAGGCAGUCAAAUUGAAACCAACUUUAUUAUCUACUUGUCCUGUGCUUUUGUGUUAAAGGCUGUGGACUUGCUUCAUCUCCUGAUCACCCAGGUGACAAUCUCCGUCUUCCUGAUAGACUGGGAAAAGCCAAAGGAGAAACCAGCAUUUAAAGCACCAGCAGGAGGGCAGAGGGCCAUUUCCUCUGUGAGUAUUUGGAGAACUUUCCUGAUAGCCAAUGAGUGGAAUGAGAUUCAGACUCAUAGGAAAUUGAAUCCAUCGCUUCAGCUGUUCGCAGUGUUACUGCUCCUGGAGGUUGUGGGAUUGAAGAACAUCACAUCACGAGACCUGAACGUGGAUCUGCACCCUGGCGCUGACGCCUACCUGGCUGCCUGGAGCCCAAUCCUUAGAUUUGGGAUUGCUGCUUCUCUCUGGCUGGCACUGGGGAUUGCACAGGUGGCGUUUUUCACAGGCAUCUACGAGCGGUUUGUGGAGGACAAGAUUCAUCAGUUCAUAGAUCUCUGUUCCAUGAGCAACGUGUCUGUGUUCAUCCUGAUGCACGGAUGCUACGGCUUCUAUGUCCAUGGGCGGAGCGUGCACGGCCAUGCGGAUGUGGGCAUGGAUGCCAUGCAUGCCUGCCUCAGGAAAGAGGAGGAGAACCUGUGCCUUCUAAGAGGCCUGGAGGCCAACUCUGACAUUCAGGCCUUCGAGGUGCUUCUCACAGACAGAGCCAGGCAGCUGUAUGACAAGAUAAUGCAGCCCUUGAUGGAGGGCCCAAGAGGCAAGAGAGUCAGGGUCGACUUACAUGAGCAAAGACUAAGGAGUUAUUACACUUUGAAUCGAUUUCUCAGCUCGUUCCUUGAACACGCAUACAGAGAUAUGGACUACGUUGUGAAGGACAAGUUCUUCCUGGAGCGUUUUAUGGACAUGGAGUUCCAGGAGCCAGUAGACAUGUCCAUUCUGUACAAAGGCUGUGCCUGCAGAUUGUUUUCAUGCAGCUAGACAUGGAGGCUCUCCUGGCGCUGCUGCUGUCUUUCCUGAAGUGCGGUGGUGACAUUUGAUCCUCAGGCAGGUGGCGAUGCAGGUAAUGAACGUGAGGCUCACACUAACACUAUUGCCAGAGACAAGCACUUGCGAUGCGCUGCAGCCAUGAUAAACGCUAUUUCAGACUAUGGAAGGAGAGCAGGAGCACUAGGAGGCCCUCCUCACUGCAAGGGAGAGCAGGCAGAAUGUACGGUGAAUAGGUCUGGCCAAGCACUUUGCUUGUUACAAAUCCAACCGAGGCCUGCUCUGCCUAGCCCUGAGCCCUUGCAGGAGUGCCAGUGAUGGGGUAGAUCUUUCUGAUAACUGGCCUGGCCUGGCCUCCUAGAUUUCAUCUCUCCCAGCCAAUCACAGAUCUUUGUCAGGUGACCCUCUUUAGCAGAAGUAGAAGAGUUGCUGUUGCCACGAUGAUCCAUUGAACCGUCCUCUUUUCUAAUAUAAGUUAAAUAUGCCUGAAAUACGAGCACGGAUGUUGCUAAAUGCUGCAUGAUGAGUGUGUCAAUAGCCCAUUGAUCCCUCAGGUCCGGGCUUGAGAUCUUGCCGCCCUAAGCACUUAAUGCAAAUGCAGUAACUUGUAGUGUCAGGAACUAUAGAGAUGAAGCACCAUGGAGUGAAUAGGGGCAGCCCUGAAUGCAGAGAACUGUAGCACGUGAACCGGCCAUUCAGAUACUUGACUGGCUCCAUAGCCUCUCAUGGUUGUGUUAGGAACAAGCUCAGAUCGGCAAGCAAGCCUGUUGCAGCGAAAGGAUGCCCUGCUGCUGUAUGCAGUAUUGCAUCAGAGAGCCCUAGUGGUUUCUAAAGAGGAGGAGGAAGGUGCAGUAUAUAAGACAGAAUGAGUCCGCAUUGCUCUCCUCUAACAUGCUUCUCUAAGCUGUACCCUGGUAACUAGUAAAGCCAGAUGUAAAAGUCUAAUUGUUAUUGGUCCCAGCUAAUAGCCAUGUUGCAUGGUAUGAUAAGGGAGGAAACAUCAAAGCUGUGCAGAGUGCAUGCGACAGAGAUGCGCGAGCAAGGGGGCAGGUCAUAGAGAAGUCAUGGAAUGGGGCGGAAAUUUUCCUUCUCCUGAGUUUUGCUUACCUGGCUGCUCCCAGUGGCAAAUGAACAGCCACAGUCUCCAACGCUGCCGAGUGCUUAAUUUGUGCAUGCAGCCGGGCAAGUGGCGCUUUGGCACAUGUAAUUGUUGGCUUUGCAGGCACAUGGGCAGCAAUGGAGGUCAAGAAUUUUCAAAGUGGAGCCUCACAUCAGGCUUCUAAAGCCACAGUGAGGCGCCUAAGUAAGUAGCCUGGUUGGUCAAAGGGCAAGCAGGGCAGCUGGCAGCUCCCAAUGAGCUGUGCCAUUGUACAUAGGCUGAGGACCUACUCCACUGUUGACUAGUGUCCUUUGCUCUACGGUACCCUGGGAAAAAGAUGCCAUCCCUGCAAAAGAGGCACCAUUGCAGCACCUUCUCCAGGUCCUAAAUCCCUGCUUUGACACUAGCUUUUCCUUAGCCAGGUUCCUGCUGCACCAGGAAGCUAGUAGGGGCACGUGUUCCCAUACCUAUUGCUAUUAGCUGGGCAAGGAUUCAGAGCCAGAGCCUCGCUCUGAGAAGCUGUAAACUGCAGCGAAAAAGAGAGACAUCCACGAUGAGAUGCUGAAUGGAGACAUUUCUCAAUGGGGCUCAGGCGGUUGGAGUCAGAGCUGUGUUGGCAGAGCACCAAGUGAAGAAGCUUGCAGUAACUGCAGCCUCUCUAACUCUUCUUUAGUGCUCCAUGGUGUGUCCCCCUCCCUUUCCUUCUUGAUUCUUUUCCUAACUGUAAAUGCACCGUAAAAAUGGAUCAAAAUUGCUUAAAUCACCAUCAUUAAAUCAGUAUGGGCCCCCUCCCAUCUCGAUGGACAAUGGCUGACGCAAAGUAUUUGUUCCAUAGACCGAGCAGCAGUCUUUAUUGCACUGAAAGCAUAUUUGCUGCUUGAUGGAAGGAGAAAAAAAAUGUGUGCCUGAAAGGGAAAAAUCAAUGGGGCUCAUUUCUCCCUGGAUGCGUCAUGCUGGGCCAUUCAGCUAGUUGACAUCGCGGGAGGCCAGGCGCAUGCAGCCUGGGGCCGUAUCCCAAAAGGAUCUCUGGCGCAGUCCUGCAGGCACUGUGGAAAUGUUGCAGCAGUGGGGAAAGCCAGCAGCUGCCUGCUCUCCUCUCACCAGCUGGUGGCGCUGUGACUACCCUGUCUGGAACUGAGGGAUCUGUGGUCGCCGUAACUGUAGUAAUUCAGUUUGAGCCCAAGCCCCUUUUUGUCUACACACAAUCAGCCGGACUAGGAUCAGGAAGCACUCAGGACCCACAUCCCUGCUGGGGGGUGGGUCAGAGCCUGAGUCCUGCUGUGAUUUGGAUCCAAGCCCCGUCGUUUGGCAGCAUGGAUGCAGCUCAGACCACAGAGCCGAGCCAGAGGGUCUGGGUAGUGCAGUAUGGAUGUGUUUGCACGGCUGUGAGAGCCAGGUUCAGAUUUACAAUGCAGUGUGGAGACUCAAGCGUGGGCUGGGAAACACUGAGCCCACAAGCCCGGGUCCUAUAAGGUCAGGUUUGUAAUGCAGUGUAAACAUACCCCUGGGAGCCCCUAAUGCAGAACUGUGCUGUCCUGCUGGAAGCCCCCCUGAGUCACAAAUGAAAGGGCUACUGUGAGAGGAAAGAGUGGUCCAGUGGUCAGGGUGCUCUUUUCUCUCCCCUAAACUUCCUAUGUGAUUCUGUGCCUCAGUUCCUGAUCU
Molecule: messenger RNA, 4765 nt
Organism: Chelonoidis abingdonii (Abingdon island giant tortoise)
Lineage: Eukaryota; Metazoa; Chordata; Testudines; Testudinidae
Source: RefSeq, a predicted model, not a curated record